Molecule: messenger RNA, 231 nt
Organism: Trichoderma harzianum CBS 226.95
Lineage: Eukaryota; Fungi; Ascomycota; Sordariomycetes; Hypocreales; Hypocreaceae
Exons: 2
Coding region: 1-231 (76 amino acids)
Source: RefSeq, a predicted model, not a curated record
AUGAGUGUCCAGGCGAAGCCAACUAACACCAAACCACAUGCCACCAAGGAUAGCUCCAGCCAUAGCUAUGGCAUCGUCCGCUUCCUUGCGGAUCAGCAGCAAUACCACCCUGUAUUCGGCAAGGUCCAGUCUCCAGCUGAAGUAAAAGUCUUUGCUGAAGCCAGGAUGACGGCAGAGCUGCACGCUUUCGAGCAACAGUUUGGCCCGAGUGGCAAGCCUUCGAGUAGUUAA